Messenger RNA from Suillus subalutaceus, 1255 nucleotides. RefSeq lists its product as uncharacterized. NCBI's taxonomy places the organism in Eukaryota, Fungi, Basidiomycota, Agaricomycetes, Boletales, Suillaceae. The record is from RefSeq and is a predicted model, not a curated record. Bases 178 to 879 code for a protein of 233 amino acids. The transcript has 5 exons.
GAAUGACCGCAUCCUCGCAAGCGCAUCAUCGGACAAGACUGCGCGAUUGUGGAACCUCGACAAUGGACAACCCAUCAGUUCGCCUCUCGAGCACUCAGAGGGAGUUCGUUGCAUAUCGUUUUCUGCGGAUGGAAAGCUACUAGCAACUGGCUGCUGCGAUGACGGACACGCGUACACAUGGGAUGCUGCUAUGAUUGUUCGAGAAGCUGGCCUCGACGACCUUCUGUCAGAUUCAAAGGCCAACAAGUUGGCACUCCAUGCUGGUGCUACGCAACGUCCGGUCCAGCGACGUCCGCCUGCUUAUCGUUUACCCCAAGGUUUCUUCGAUGGUGUCCCACCAGAUCGUUCUCAUCACGAAGUCGUCCCCACUCCUCAGCACAUCCAGGCGGCACAUUUCUUACCCGCUUGUUCCACCGCAGCCCCUCUGAUACCCAUGAUACAUCACUGUCUUCUCCACUCGACUGGGCUCGAAACCUUUUGAGACCGCGCGGACAAAGUGAUGAAGGCACCGAGUUGCAAGGGCGCAGCCCCACAGUUGUCGAGGUACCGUAUGCGCAGGGCAAACGUAGAAACGCUUGCGCAAGGGAGAAACGGAAAAAACUAUUAUUACCCUUGAAGAACUCUACUGCAAGCAGCUCACAGCCUCCCAAGCCCAAUACCACGCAGCAAUCUGGCACAGCAACUCAGACUCAACCAUCUUUGCAACCACAGCCAGCUGGCUCCAAUUCAUCUACUACACCUGCCGUCGGCGAUAAUACCGCAGCUACAACUUCAGCGCCCUCGCACCCUGACGUAAUACUCAGACAGGCUGGACUCUGGACUCGCUUCUGGCUCUUCAUUGGUUGUCUGUCCCCUGAAUUCCAGGAUGGUCGUCAUUAGUCUACGAUUUUCCUCGUCCCGUACGAUUAUUUCUCGCGCACCUCUGAAUAUUGUAACUCUCAUCAAUGUGGCCUGCCUCGGCUAUGCUUCGAACUGUCCUUUUUUGAUACCAUACGCUAAGCUUUAGUUUGGAUUGAACGUCUGUGAUAUUGAUGGGCGUUCGAAUGAUUAUUCGCUUACUUUUCCGUAGCAAUUAUCGUAGAUAUGGACUUUAUUGAUUCAUACUUUUGCUUGAGGUCAUUUGUGUGAGCGAUAGGGCGAUGCCAUUGAUUGGACGUUCUAUGGAUGCCCACAUGAUCUGAUAUAUUCACCUACUCCAUUGGUCACACAAACGGUCGGACUUGAUUCAUUCAGACUUUCACCUGGGGCUCCAAUA